GCAGAGCCUCGGCAGCCAGUAGAGCCGAAUAAAGAGCUGGAGGGCUGGGGUUGCGCAGGAGAUCUGCAAACCACAACGGGGGACAAUUCUUAUCUUUCUUUCAUGCUUCUUUCUUUCUCUUAAAAAAAACCCUCCCUUGUUCCCACUGUAACUUGGAGGAACAAGGAGUGGUUUGAAGGAACUGACGCAGAAGUUUUAUUUAUAAACCUUAAAGAAGUUCUGGGCAAGUCACUCAACAGAACCCGCGAGGCCCCAGGUAACCCCAGCUCCCGGCGCUGGCUCAGCCUGGCAAGCCAACCCACAGCCUCAGGCAGGGGUGCGGGGCGCCCUCUGACUUUGCUUUUGGAGUAAUGACACGACCCGUGACGUGGACCCAGGUGGCCUCGCUUGGUGAGCGUCCCCACCAGGUCUGAUCGCCACUGUGGCUCAGAGACUCUAAGCUGUAGCCAGUAUGAUGGAUGACAACACCGAAUUAAGGACUGAUGGAAACUCACUUUUAAAGGCCGUGUGGCUGGGGAGGCUCAGGCUGACCAGACUCCUCCUGGAAGGGGGUGCUUAUAUCAACGAAAGCAACGACAAAGGCGAAACGGCUCUCAUGGUGGCAUGUAUCACCAAACAUGUGGACCAGCAGAGCAUCAGCAAGUCCAAGAUGGUGAAGUAUCUGCUGGACAACAGGGCAGACCCCAAUAUCCAGGAUAAGUCUGGCAAGACCGCCCUCAUCCAUGCUUGCAUCAGAAGAGCUGGGGGAGAAGUGGUCUCCUUGCUAUUGGAGAAUGGAGCAGACCCCAGCCUCGAGGAUCGCACAGGGGCUUCAGCUCUGGUUUACGCAAUAAAUGCAGAUGACCAGGAUGCAUUGAAACAUCUCCUGGAUGCCUGCAAAGCCAAAGGCAAGGAGGUGAUUAUUAUAACAACGGAUAAAUCAUCUUCAGGAACCAAAACCACCAAACAGUAUCUUAAUGUCCCUCCUUCACCCAAAGAGGAAGACAGACAGUCACCUCCACGGUGUGCAUCUCCCUCGGGUAUUGAACUGAAGGCUCCAGGCCUGGGCUCUCCACCCAGUGAGAAGGAAGAUGACUUCUUUAGCCUCCAGUCAGGGCAUCCAGGUGGUUGCAACACCUCCAAGCCUCCUAAUGAUCCUGGGUCACUCACUAGGAAGGUCGGGAACCUCAAAAGGGCCCGUUUGCCUCAACUGAAGAGGCUCCAAUCUGAGCCCUGGGGCCUGACCGCGCCCUCCGUGUUGGCCGCCUCUAUGCGCCAGGAUGGGAGCCAUGGCGCAGGUGCAGACAGCGAGGUCAUCAAGAGCAUCAGUGACAUGUCCUUCCCCAAAAGGGGCCCCCUUUCCAGAACCAACAGUACUGAUGGCAAAGACCCCAGCCUCUUCCUCACGGUCACGGAGCAGGUUCUGAAGAUCCCAGCCUCUUUGGCACCAGCCUCGUGGAAGGCAGCCUACGAGAAAAGUCAGCCUCCCCACCCACGUCUGGCCGGAAGAGGAACUCUCCCUAUUGACCAAGAGAAGGGUGGCAUUGGCCCAUCAGGCCCCUCUGCUCUCAAAGACGCAGUGUCCCUCAAACGGCUGGAAAAUGACCUCUAUGAUUUAGAUUUACAGCCAGGGGCCGAUCCGCCCAACUCCAUCUCCCUUGAAUCAGGCAAAGGACCCGUAGAUUGGAAGAAGCUCAACAACUCCCACUUGUCUCUCUUCCAGGGCUCCAGGGAGGCCCUGGAUGCUGCGUCCUGCACAUCUCCCAGCUCAGCGCGCCACAGGCCACCCCAUCUUCUAGAAAGACGGGGUUCCGGAACUCUGCUACUAGACCGAAUUUCCCAGACCAGGCCUGGCUUCCUUCCGCCUUUAAAUGUAAAUCUGAACCCACCUAUCCCGGAUAUUAGAUCGAGCAGCAAACCUUCCUCUCCACUUGCUAGUGGCUUAAAAUCCAUGGUACCUGUUGCUCCAAGUUCACCAAAGAGAGUUGACUUGAGAAGUAAAAGGAAGCUCCUCAGAAGGCAUUCUAUGCAAGUUGAACAGAUGAAGCAGCUGUCUGACUUUGAAGAAAUCAUGACCUAGAAGCUUUUUCAGCGAGGUUUUUUUUUUUUUUUAAAUCUACGUAGUUUAUGAAAAGUACCAUAAUCUAGACCAACACGGUCAUGCAGAGUCUCUGCAUCUUGAUCACUCCUUACUGUGGGUGUGUGGCUACUUCAGGAGAGAUGGAAACGGUGCCGCUUCCCUUCUGAAAGAACAUCUGGGUUUUUAUAGGCCUACUCGAAAAGAGCCCAGUAUAAUUGGGUUUUGGAGAUGAAAAUAUCUCCAAAGGAAGAAAACCUUUGGAGUUUGAAAGUCACACCGCAGGUACAAUGAUCUAAGCGGCUGACGCCCAUUAUUUUCUACCAGACAAACAACUUAAAUCACAAGAUGGUAUCUGGAGGACGUCAUGGGUAAUAAAUCUAUAAAGUGCCUAUAAAGAAAACGAGGCUUUUUCGAAUGUGCAAAAGUUCAAAACCGAUCUUUGGGCUGUUAAAUAUGGGUAUCUGUGUCACAUCUGGAGGAACAGAAGUAGAAUUCUCCCAUCAGAGGGGUUCUGGUAUUCGGGUCCUGCCUCUUCCCAUGUCAUGGGGCACUGGCUGGGGUAGCAUAGUUGAGAUCUUUCAGAACUCCGGUAACAGGCUUUAUCCACGUACUAAUUCGGGUGUGCUUUGAGUCCCCAAAUAUUAGAUCUACGUGUCCCCCAAAUUCUGUUAUGUCACAGUAGCUGGUGCCUCAGAGACGAAUCUUGCCCAGAAAUGAAACUGGCCUUGGCCUCCUGCCCUGACACAGGUUCUGUGUUGAGAUCUUGUGAAAAACAGUCAGGGGCUAUUGGCUAAUUUGGAGUUUUGUACAUACAACUCAUAGAAUAGACCCAUAAGAAGCGUUUCCUGAUUAUCCUUUAAAAAAAAAAAACACUUGGUAA
Messenger RNA from Globicephala melas (long-finned pilot whale), 2939 nucleotides. It is a transcript of the gene ANKRD34C, whose product is annotated as ankyrin repeat domain 34C. Lineage: Eukaryota; Metazoa; Chordata; Mammalia; Artiodactyla; Delphinidae. Gene Ontology annotation, molecular function: protein binding. The record is from RefSeq and is a predicted model, not a curated record.